Andrographis paniculata is the source of this 635-nucleotide messenger RNA. Its product is annotated as PRA1 family protein F3-like. The transcript has a single exon. The record is from RefSeq and is a predicted model, not a curated record. Bases 4 to 513 code for a protein of 169 amino acids. Gene Ontology annotation, biological process: vesicle-mediated transport. Gene Ontology annotation, cellular component: endoplasmic reticulum; Golgi apparatus. NCBI's taxonomy places the organism in Eukaryota, Viridiplantae, Streptophyta, Magnoliopsida, Lamiales, Acanthaceae.
CCAAUGAGCACGACGUACGGCACGAUCCCCACCGGCAGAUCGGGGGCGCCGCCGCCGUCCGAUCUGCCGUCGUCGCGAUCGGUGAUGCUAGCGCGGCGGCCAUGGCGGGAGAUGGUGACAUCUCUGUCGCUGCCGCGGAGCGUCGGCGCGGCGGCGGAGCGCAGCCGCGCCAAUGCCGCCUAUUUCCACGUGAAUUACUCGAUCAUCGUCCUCUUCGCGCUCUUCGUGAGCCUUCUGUGGCACCCGGUCUCGCUCGUCGUGUUCCUCGCCACCAUGGCCGCCUGGCUCUUCCUCUACUUCCUCCGCGACGAUCAGAUCGUGCUCUGUGGCUAUGCCGUCGAGGAGCGCGUCGUCCUCGUCGUGCUGUCGAUCUUCACCGUCUGCUUGUUGCUCAUGACACAUGCGGCUGUGUUUCUCGUCGGCGCGGCCGUCGGCCUCCUUCUGGUGGCGGCGCACGCCGUCGUUAGGAACACCGGCGAUUCGGAUCUUCAGGACAUGGCGCCGUUUGUGUAGAAACGGAUCUGGAGAUACAUCAGAUUCGUUGGUUUUUUUUUUUUUUUUUCAAUAUCAUGAUUCUUGUGAUUGGAUUUAAUUGAUUAAGAAGAUUUGAUGGGAAGAUUAAUUUUAAUGAUUUG